CACCCCAAAGUCAUUUAUAGUACUUUUCAUACAGUAGUAGCCUAUAUCUCUCUCUCUCGAUCGUUCAAUUCUUGACUCAUUCUUCUGCAUUGCCUUACAAGCUCACCAAAAAGAGAACCAAAAACAGUAAGCACAAGCUUCGCUUCGUGUCUCUCAAGGACUUAGUCUGUUUUCGAAGAGGAAUGCUAGUUGUCAAUAUAUAAUCAAAUACAAUGGGGGAAUCCAAGGGAAGUUUUUUGAACUCGCCUAUAAUAGAGAAAAUUGCCGACCGUGAAUAUUCAUCAAUUUUCAAAGGCCUUGGAUUGUAUGGCGUCUUGGGUGCGAUUGUUGUUGCUGUACUUGUACCUUCAUUGCUGUCCAUGAUACUUGUGGGGAAGAAAAAGGUCAAACAGAGAGGGGUACCUGUUCAGGUUGGUGGUGAGGCAGGGCUAGCAAUCCGUAAUGGUAGAUCGGCCAAAUUGAUUGAAGUUCCUUGGGAAGGGGCCACUACUAUGGCAGCUCUGUUUGAGCAGUCUUGUAAGAAGAAUUCACACGAACGAUUUCUUGGAACAAGAAAGCUAAUUAAGAGGGACUUUGUAACAGCUAGUGAUGGCAGGAAGUUCGAGAAAGUACACUUAGGGGAAUAUCAAUGGGAGACUUAUGGGCAGGUGUUUGAUCGUGCUUGCAAUUUUGCAUCAGGACUUAUUAAAUUAGGUCAUGAUGUGGAUACUCGUGCUGCCAUUUUUUCCGAGACUCGGCCAGAGUGGUUAAUUGCCUUUCAGGGUUGCUUCCGGCAGAAUAUUACCAUUGUUACUAUUUAUGCUUCCCUAGGCGAGGAUGCCCUGAUCCACUCACUUAAUGAGACCCAAGUGUCAACCCUGAUUUGUGAUUCUAAGCAAUUGAAGAAGUUGGAUCCAAUAAGUUCAAGCCUAAAAACUAUAAAGAAUGUCAUUUAUUUUGAAGAUGAUGAAACAACAAGCAACUCCGACUCCUCCAGAAAUAUGAGCACUUGGACAGUUUCAUCUUUUUUUGAGGUGGAGAAGUUGGGAAAAAGCAGUCCUGUUCAUCCAACACUACCUAUCAAGAAGGAUAUUGCAGUUGUCAUGUAUACAAGUGGUAGUACUGGUCUACCAAAGGGAGUUAUGAUAACUCAUGGUAACCUUGUAGCAAUUGCAGCUGCGGUUAUGACAGUGAUUCCAAAUCUGGGAAGAAAUGAUGUUUACUUGGCAUACUUGCCUCUGGCUCACGUUUUUGAAUUGGCGGCUGAGUCUGUGAUGUUGACUGCAGGUUGUGCCAUUGGUUAUGGUUCGGCAUUGACGUUAACAGACACUUCUAACAAAAUCAUGAAGGGAACCAAGGGAGAUGCUUCUAUGUUAAGCCCCACCCUCAUGACAGCAGUUCCAGCAAUAUUAGAUCGUGUUCGAGAUGGGGUUUCAAAGAAGGUUGAGGAGAAGGGAGGUUUUGCAAAGAAACUUUUCAGUAUUGCGUAUAAGCGCCGGCUGGCAGCUAUAGAAGGUAGCUGGCUUGGAGCCUGGGGAUUAGAGAGAUCACUGUGGGAUGUCAUCGUUUUCAAGAGGAUACGUUCUGUACUUGGAGGAAAAAUCCGGUUCAUGCUCUGUGGUGGAGCUCCUUUAUCUGCAGAUACACAGCGAUUUAUCAAUAUCUGCAUGGGGGCUCCUAUUGGUCAAGGAUAUGGCCUCACAGAAACGUGUGCUGGAGCUGCUUUUACUGAGUGGGAUGACACUUCUGUUGGGCGUGUUGGUCCGCCACUUCCUUGUUGCUACAUCAAGGUAUUUCAUCUUCUGUUUGCCAUGAAAGGAUCGAAUUUCCAAAUUACUGUAACCGCUGGGUACUUCAACAAUGAUGCAAAAACAAAUGAGGUGUACAAGGUUGAUGAGAAGGGCAUGCGUUGGUUUUAUACUGGUGACAUAGGACAGAUUCAUCCUGAUGGAUGCAUUGAAAUUAUUGAUAGAAAGAAGGAUAUUGUUAAACUUCAACAUGGAGAGUAUAUCUCCCUUGGCAAGGUUGAAGCAACUCUGAUGACAAGCAACUAUGUGGACAAUGUCAUGGUAUAUGCAGAUCCUUUCCACAACUAUUGUGUAGCUCUAGUUGUUCCCAUACAUCAGGUGCUUGAGAAGUGGGCAAAAGAAGCUGGCAUUACGUACAAAGAUUUCUCUGAGUUGUGUGACAAAGCCGAAGCUGUAAAAGAGGUCCAGCAAUCUCUUUUGAAGGUGGCAAAACCUGCAAAACUGGACAAGUUUGAAAUUCCCGCAAAGAUAAAGUUGAUGCCAGAGCCCUGGACGCCCGAGUCAGGAUUGGUUACUGCUGCUCUCAAAUUGAAGAGGGAACAAUUGAAGGCCAAGUUCAAAGAUGAGCUGAAAAAGAUGUACGAGUGAGAAAGCAUUUUAAUCAUUUACAUUAUAUUAUGCUUACUUUCUGAUUAUCUAUCUGUAUUGUCUUUGUUAUCCAACACGGAAACUUCCUCACUGAUUGGCACCGAUUUUCCUCGCUGGAAGCUUUUUGCUGAUUUAGUAUUGUUUUAAGAUUUCAAUGGUUUGUUUCAGUUGAAAAAAUAAGUGAUGAUGAGUUUAAUGGUA
Molecule: messenger RNA, 2576 nt
Organism: Camellia sinensis
Lineage: Eukaryota; Viridiplantae; Streptophyta; Magnoliopsida; Ericales; Theaceae
Source: RefSeq, a predicted model, not a curated record